This is a messenger RNA of Ziziphus jujuba (common jujube), 1318 nucleotides long. Its product is annotated as loganic acid O-methyltransferase-like. Gene Ontology annotation, biological process: methylation. Lineage: Eukaryota; Viridiplantae; Streptophyta; Magnoliopsida; Rosales; Rhamnaceae. The coding region runs from base 53 to 1162 and encodes 369 amino acids. The record is from RefSeq and is a predicted model, not a curated record. Gene Ontology annotation, molecular function: S-adenosylmethionine-dependent methyltransferase activity. The transcript has 3 exons.
ACAAAUAAAAGAUGACAAAAAAAAAAAAAAAAACAAAACUGAGUGAAUAGAUAUGGAAGCAGAGGGAACUAGGAAUGAACUCAAUGAACAACAUCCAAUGAAAGGUGGAGAUGGCCUUUACAGCUAUGCCAACAACUUCGAAAUCCAGAGAGCAGCAUCUGAUGCCACCAAACAAUUGAUAAACAUGGCAAUUGCAGAAAAGCUCGAUAAAGAAAUCUUACUUAACUCCAAAACAUUCCGCAUUGCGGAUUUGGGUUGCUCUGUUGGUCCUAACACAUUCUUUGCCGUACAAAAUAUAGUUGAAGCAUUGGAGUCCAAGUACAAGCAGUGCCAAGAACUGAAUUCUCAAAUCUCCGAGUUUCUUGUUCUCUUUAAUGAUCAUACCACAAAUGACUUCAACCUACUCUUCACUUCGCUCCCACAGAACAGGCCAUAUUAUGCGGCAGGUGUGCCGGGAUCUUUCUAUGAUCGCUUGUUUCCCAAGGCAUCUCUACAUUUUGUUCAUUCUUCUAUUGCUGCCAUCCUUUGGCUUUCUGGAGCACCAAAAGAGGUGAUGAACAAAAACUCUCCUGAUUGGAAUAAAGGCCGGAUUCAUUACUUGAAUUCGGGGGCCCAAGUAGUUCGGGCCUAUAAAGCUCAAUUUGUGAAGGAUAUGGAGCAGUUUCUGCAAGUCAGGGCACAAGAAAUUGUGUAUGGAGGAUUGAUGGUACUCAUUAUUUCUGGUAUCCCCAAUGGAACUCAUCAUUCUCAAGGUCUGCAAUGUAUGACUUUAGACCUUCUAGGCUCUUGCCUCAUGGGCUUGGUAAGAAAGGGAAUAGUUAGUGAGGAGAAAGUGGAUAGCUUUAAUGUACCAAUAUAUGAAAUGUCUCCCCAGGAAUUGGAAGCAGGUGUUGAAAGAAAUGGAUGUUUUAGUAUAGAGACAAUUGAAUACAUACAUCACAAGAGAUUAGAUAAUCAUUCUCACUCUGUAAUGAAUGCCAAAGUAUUUGCAUCUCACGUAAGAGCUUCCUUAGAGAGGAUUAUCAAGAAGCAUUUUGGUGAGGACAUUUUAGAUGUGCUAUUUGACUCUUUCAGGAAGAAAAUUGAAGAAAAUCCCUCCAUUUUCAAGUCAGUGAAAAAAGUCAACUUCUUUGUCCUCCUUAAACGCAGGGCAGCAAAUUAACUUAGCUACAACUUGCUUUCUUCACCUUUUUAUAUAAUGUGUCAGUGUUUGUGUAUUGUUAUACAUAUAGUAUUGCAUUUCUUUUUUGUUAUCAUUGAUUAAUAAAUAAUGUCCGUAACAUUUAUAUAAAUUACAAAUUACUAGCUUGAUUAUUGU